Neltuma alba is the source of this 474-nucleotide messenger RNA. RefSeq lists its product as uncharacterized. The coding region runs from base 25 to 474 and encodes 149 amino acids. Lineage: Eukaryota; Viridiplantae; Streptophyta; Magnoliopsida; Fabales; Fabaceae. The transcript has a single exon. The record is from RefSeq and is a predicted model, not a curated record.
GUGUUUAACGAUUGAUAGGGGGAGAUGUUCUUCUUCUUCGUUGGCGGGUUGGAGCAACAGGUGCGUCAGGUGCUGAAAUCGGGUGUGGGCAGAUGUAUAAACUGUAGCUCGCCGGCCGAUCUGGUGGAAUACGAGAAGGUGCUGAAGCUCUUCUUCGUUCCCGUAUGGCGGUGGCCCGGCAAGGAGCCUCUUUUGUAUUGUAACAACUGCAAGUUCUUCUUCCCUCAAUCCUACUCCUUGCCACCGCCGCCCCAGUCCACCACGUCACUGCCGGAAGUCUCCGAUGUAUUGCGUUGCCGAUUCUGCGACCGGAUUGUGGAGUCCGACUUCAGAUUCUGCCCUUUCUGCGCGCGGCUCCGAACUGUAAUUUACUUCUUAUUCCCUCUGUCUGAGUUUUGGCUGUUGUUGACUGCGUAUGAGAGUUUUGGAAUGGUCGUUCGGUUCCAACUAAAGAAUAAGAUUAGAAGCGAUUAG